This is a messenger RNA of Sceloporus undulatus (fence lizard), 6017 nucleotides long. It is a transcript of the gene PRKAA1, whose product is annotated as protein kinase AMP-activated catalytic subunit alpha 1. Gene Ontology annotation, cellular component: centrosome; cytoplasm. Lineage: Eukaryota; Metazoa; Chordata; Lepidosauria; Squamata; Phrynosomatidae. Gene Ontology annotation, biological process: intracellular signal transduction; protein phosphorylation. Gene Ontology annotation, molecular function: AMP-activated protein kinase activity; ATP binding. Bases 33 to 1724 code for a protein of 563 amino acids. The record is from RefSeq and is a predicted model, not a curated record. The transcript has 9 exons.
CGGAGGAGCCGGGCUGCCGCUCCCUUGUGCGCAUGCUCGGCUCUGGGCACAAGAUGGCGGCGGCGGCGGCGGCGGCGGCGGCGGAUAAACAGAAGCCUGAGCACGGGCGGGUGAAGAUCGGGCACUACAUCUUGGGGGACACGCUGGGCGUGGGCACCUUCGGCAAAGUCAAGGUUGGCAAGCAUGAGCUGACUGGGCACAAAGUAGCGGUGAAGAUCUUGAACAGACAGAAGAUUCGCAGUCUUGACGUUGUGGGGAAAAUCCGCAGAGAGAUUCAGAAUCUGAAGCUUUUUCGACAUCCGCACAUAAUUAAACUCUACCAGGUUAUCAGCACACCAUCUGACAUUUUCAUGGUGAUGGAAUAUGUCUCAGGAGGUGAACUGUUUGAUUACAUCUGUAAAAAUGGAAGGCUUGAUGAAAAGGAGAGUAGACGUCUGUUCCAGCAAAUUCUUUCAGGUGUGGAUUAUUGCCACAGGCACAUGGUAGUCCACAGAGACUUGAAACCUGAAAACGUACUGCUUGAUGCACACAUGAAUGCCAAGAUUGCUGAUUUUGGCCUUUCAAAUAUGAUGUCAGAUGGAGAAUUUUUGAGAACAAGCUGUGGUUCUCCUAACUAUGCUGCUCCAGAAGUAAUUUCAGGAAGAUUAUAUGCAGGCCCAGAAGUUGAUAUCUGGAGCAGUGGAGUUAUUCUUUAUGCUCUGUUAUGUGGAACCCUUCCAUUUGAUGAUGAUCAUGUGCCAACACUUUUUAAGAAGAUAUGUGAUGGUAUCUUUUAUACUCCUCAGUAUCUGAAUCCAGCAGUAAUUAGCCUUUUGAAACACAUGUUGCAGGUGGAUCCCAUGAAGAGAGCUACAAUAAGAGACAUAAGGGAACAUGAAUGGUUUAAGCAAGACCUCCCCAAGUACCUCUUUCCUGAAGACCCAUCUUACAGUUCAACAAUGAUUGAUGAUGAAGCCUUAAAAGAGGUCUGUGAUAAGUUUGAAUGCACAGAGGAGGAAGUACUAAGCUGCUUGUAUAAUCGAAAUCAUCAGGAUCCUUUAGCUGUUGCCUAUCACCUCAUUAUAGAUAACAGGAGAAUAAUGAAUGAAGCGAAAGACUUUUAUUUGGCUACAAGCCCACCAGAUUCCUUUCUUGAUGAUCACUUUUCCCGUCCCCACCCUGAAAGAGUGCCAUUUUUAGUUGCUGAAUUACCAAGGCCGCGCCAUACACUUGAUGAGCUAAACCCACAGAAGUCCAAACAUCAAGGGGUCAGAAGAGCUAAGUGGCAUUUGGGAAUUCGGAGUCAGAGUCGACCAAAUGACAUAAUGGCAGAAGUUUGUCGAGCAAUCAAACAGUUGGAUUAUGAAUGGAAGGUUGUAAAUCCAUACUAUUUGCGUGUUCGAAGGAAGAAUCCAGUAACUGGCACGUAUUCCAAAAUGAGUCUACAGUUAUACCAGGUGGACAGUAGGACUUACCUGUUGGAUUUCCGUAGCAUUGAUGAUGAAAUUACUGAAGUAAAAUCUGGGACUGCCACUCCCCAGAGGUCGGGAUCUGUGACAAGCUACAGAUCUUGCCAGAAGGAUUCGGACACUGAUGCUCAAGGAAAAUCCUCUGAUAUGUCUCUUACCUCAUCGGUGACCUCUUCUCUUGACUCAUCUGCAGCUGAGUUAACCCCAAGAUCAGGGAGCCACACAAUAGAAUUUUUUGAAAUGUGUGCAAAUCUUAUUAAAAUACUUGCACAAUGAUUUGUACAGUCGGCUUAUUUUUUUUUACAGCAAUAAGCAUGCCUAAAAAAGAAAAGAAAUCAUAGUCAAAUGCUUCCAAUUAUAAUCAAGUUACAGUUAACUUUGGCGCUGAGAAGACUAGCCACACUGCAAUUUGCACAGGAAUUGAAUAUAAAUUUAAAAGCAGUCUAGACAUCUUAAUGUAAUGAGGCAAAUUAUGAUUAGACAGUCCACUGGUAUGAUUCAGGUGAAAGAAAAGGCAGCCUUUAUGAGCAGAGUUUAUUUUUCACUGUGUACACAUUGGGGCUUCAUGGACUCUAUUAACCAUACUCUUUUGUAGUUUGUCUUUAUAUUGCUGACUAUGUAUUCCUGUUACAGUAAAAGUGGUCACUUGUUAGAUCAGAAUCAGUGAAGAUGACUUUGGAUAGUAGGUUUCAGUUGCACCCUGAUCUGUCAAUUAACUGUUUCUUUUAUCAAACAGCACUUGUCUCAAGGCUGCUAGUGGUAUACUUGGGUGAAAAAGGUAAAGCAACUCCUACCAUUAUUUUUUUUAAAAUAAUUAUUGUGUUUCCAGAUCUAAAUCAAAUUCUUAAUGUGUUUUAAUCUUCAAUAAGUUACAGGAGUGAAUAUAGUUAAGGCCAUCAGUGUGGGAGUUCACUUUUUAGGAACAGAAGAAAUUGGCCAGCACUGAAAGCUUGUUGUAUAAACCCAUGUGGGACUUUUGGCUUGGCUUUUCUUAAACAGUCACCGUACAUGCCAAGUUUCAGAAGCACUGUGUGAUAACAGCAAGGGAGGAGGCUGUUAUUCAGUAGCAGGAAGCAGCCAGAAAUUGUAAUGUGGUAAUGCAGAACCUUCCCAUGGCCCUAGGUAGGGAUGGGAUCCUAGCUGUGGAUUUUAGUCAUGGAUUAGUAGAGACGGGACUUUCUAGUCAUAGCACUGUCUUUAGAAAGAUAAAAUAUAUAUACUUGGUAAGUUUACAGCUGUGCAAAUUCACUGAAUCAUGUGAUAUUAGUAGCUUCUUGCAUGCUACAACACAAUAGGAUGUGAAUCUUGCGCCUAAACCCAAUGAGAAUGUGGCUGGUAGGACAACUCAAAUAGAUUAGUGCAUGCAGUUCUUGGAAGCUUACACUGUGAAUUCAGUGGUUUCUGUUUUCAUAGGGCUUUCAUAUACAAAUUUCUUGGCAGAUAACUCUUCUAGUAAUGGAUGAUUUGGAUCUUGCCUCAGUUGCAUAGUACUUUUUUACACCACUUUUUAUACUCAAUUAAGAUUUUUAAAAGUAAGAUAACAUUAAGUAGCUCUGUUGGUUUUGAAAUGUACAAAAACCCAUUGAUUAGCAAUGGUUGGGCAGGUUUGGCUGCUAGAAACUGAGCAUGUUUUUGAUUAUUACUGUAAGUGCUGACAUAAUACCCAUGCCAUAUAUGCUUAUUUAAAAUUAGACAAAUUAGGCAAAUUAGAAGAGGAUAUGCAAGUGAAAGACUACAUUUUCCUGGUGCCCAGCUCAGAUACAACACUUAACUAUGGUUAUCAGUAAACUUGCUCUGUUGCCUUAAUUCUAGCUGGUCCCAAACACACAAGCUAUGUAUACACAGAAUGACAUGCAAAUAUUCUGUGUCAUUCUAAUUUACCAUGAAUAAACUACCUGAUUGAGCAUGCAUUCCAUUUGCUCCUACUUUGCUUUUCUCAGCUACCAUGGCUACUAAACAAACUAGGAAUGACUUGUUGGCAUUACUGAAAAUCCUGGCUCAUUGCUUGAAAACAAUCCAGGAUUUGCAGAUGACAGGUUUUUGUUUGUUUUUGUUUUGUUAUUUGUUUUUGGUUUUCCUAAUUUGUUUUGGAACAACAAGACAAGAUACCAGUUCAGACAGAACGUUUAACAAAACCAUUGCAGGUUUGUUUAGUGGUGGUGCUAGCAUUACAGAGCAAAUGAGCUUUGUAUUUUGGCACACGGCUCAUUCAUAAUAAUGCAGAAUUCUUGUCCACAAGGAAGUUGUGGGGUUAACUUGCCAAGGAGAGCCCUUCCACCUGACAGCUUAUAUAGGAAGGCACAGAAAUACUUCAACAUUCAAGCAGAGAGGGAAAGCUGCUUUUUCCAUUGUUUGCUUGGUGCAGAUGUGGUUAAUACCAAUUUAUUGGAAACCAAAGGUUUCAUACCCUAGUUUAUGGGCAGUCUUUAACUUGAGUAGUCAUAUGAUUAAAGGAAACAAAACUGUGGUAAACAUUACAUAUGAAUAGGACCGAUAGUGUGUGCAAAUUCCAGUAAGCACCCAGAUCUCUUAAUCUUUCAAUGCAGUGAUAAUCUCUGGUAGGAUGGGUUCUCUGCAGAUCAUAGCAGCCACAAUACUUUGGAUAGGAAUACAACCUGAACCUGGUAAGCAGGUAGAUCUGUACCUAGAGAUGCUCUGAGUCAUACAUAACAUGCAGUUCUUUAAACCUACACUUGCUGCGUGCAUUCAAGGUCAUUGUUAUUUGUUGGUGUGUUAACCAUGUAGAAGCUCAUACCUGGCAUUUCAUGCUGUCUUAAAACAACCAUAUACUUAACAGUAACCCUUCAAAUUUUGUCAUCUGCACAUCUUUCAGAGAUACAUACAUAUGUGUGGGCUUCUCAUGUUAACAUUUCAACAUUUCUUCAAACUUAAUACUUUUCAAAAUGCAACAAUGUCUUUAGAAUGAGUGGUCCUUAAUGUUUACUUUGGAAGGCGUGUAUGUGAUGCAAUGAGGCAGGCCAGUUUAAAUGUUACUUUUAGAGAUGUAGUACAGGUAUGAUACCAUACAAAGAGGUUCUCUUGGGACCAAGUCAUAGGUGUGCUUUCUUAAUUCACAAAAAUAAAAUAAAAACAUGUUUAUGUCUGGUUUUGCUGCACCUGUUCAGUAAUUGUGAUUGUAAUUAGUUAUGCUGUAUUAAUUUUGAAAUGGUUAAUAUUGCACUUUGCAAAUGGCAUAAACGCACACUUUUUUCCUUGUUUUAUUUCUGGGUAGCCUCUAGGACGUGUAGAGUCAGUUAUAUUCUGUGGUUUUGGCAAACAUGGAACAAUCAGGCCCAAGCCUCAAGCACCACUGCUACACAUUAUCAGUCUACUGUAGUUGGAUGUAGAGCCUAAUAGUAUGCAUGUUUGUACUGGAUUACAUGCAUAUAAUUAGGCUGUAUGCCCCACUAAAAUAGAUAGAUGAUGUGCAACGGUGGCACACUCAGCCCCAGAAAACCCUGUGUUAGGUUUGCUGUAGGGUUGCCAUAAGUCAGAAACGACCUGAAGGCACAUGACAACAACAAACAAGUUACAUCCCACUGAGUUCAGAGGCUUCUUCUUAGGUAUAUCUACAUCUGCAGUUUUUGGUGUAACUCUUAUUCUAAUCCUACUGAAAUGGAUGGAAGAUUCCACCAGCAGCAUCUGCUGAAUUAUGUGCAGUGUCUUUUCACUGGAAAAUGGAACAAACGUCCAUUUUAUACAUUUUGGUCAUUUUUGUUCUCAAGAUAUCAUGGCUUUAAUUUUAUCUUAGUAUAUGGAGGUUAAAGUAUGUAGCAAAAGGGUACAGUUGCCUAUACUGAUUUGGUCAGGUUUUUUAAAAAGGCUUUGUUCAUUAAAUGUUUCAUUUUCUAUUCCAUUUUUUUUAUUGUCAUAACUGGGGCUGUCUGAUGUAUAUUAUUCAAGCAAAAGUGCUGUUUCAUUUUUUUUUAAACUUGCAGUAAAAUGUUGAUCUUGAAAUGGUGUUUAUUAAAACUAGACCUUCUGUGGUCUUGCCGUAGAGGCUUAGAAUUGGUUUUUCUUAGUGUUACAUUCAGACAGGAUGGUAGCUGGUCAUAUAGCAAGAGGAACUGCUUUGCGAAAGAGAUAGCUGUGGAACUCUGAAGAAAAAGGGCUUGCUAAACAGCAUCUUUAAAAGAAACAAAAAGGCAUAGGGUUUAUUGUGUAACAGGCCAAGUACAGUUUUUUUUUAAAGGUGUUACUCCAAGUUUGUUCUAGUGGGAAAGCUUUUUAUCUGUCCAUGUGCAAUGUAAUUUUAACACUGGUGAGAGGGUAGAAGUCCAUCUUUGUGGUGCAAUAUUUUCAAAGACCAACUUUCAUCAGUGUUUUGACAUUUUAAGUGUUUCAGUACAAGCUUUGAAAUAUUUACUUUGUCACCUGAUUCUCUCCCCCCCUCCAUUAUACAGCUUAAUGAAUGGAUGACCACCUUCUUUUACAAACAAGAUGUGCCUACUUCUAUUGCAAAUUUUCUCUCUCUCUUUUUGUUGGCAGUACUGAAUGAAAAACUGCUUGUGAUAGCUCUAUAUGACUUGUUACUUUUAACAAACAUUAAAUUGUAUGCGAGUAAAUUUA